Gastrolobium bilobum is the source of this 1419-nucleotide messenger RNA. RefSeq lists its product as uncharacterized. The record is from RefSeq and is a predicted model, not a curated record. The transcript has 8 exons. NCBI's taxonomy places the organism in Eukaryota, Viridiplantae, Streptophyta, Magnoliopsida, Fabales, Fabaceae. The coding region runs from base 64 to 1419 and encodes 451 amino acids.
AAGGCUGUUGCUUUUGGAAUUGUUGGUUGUUUUCCAUCUUGGGGGGGUGUUGUUCGUGCAAAAAUGAUCAGACUAUGGAUUACUUAUCAGCAGUUGGAGGAGCUAGUAGUGAGGUCCUUGGUUCAUUUGCUUUAUGGGUGUUACAUAUUUAGCUCAGGUGUUGCUGGAGAUAUCUCACAGACUCUCAAUGAAAACGCUGAGGUCAAAGAGGGAAUGCCAAAAGGAGACAGAGAAGCCCAUCCUGAUGAUUUGCCUCCUAUUGUGUUGGUUCAUGGCUUUUUUGGGUUUGGUCCAUUUGCCAAAGGGAGAUUGAGUGCUUUAUCACACGUUGCUGGGGCAGAGCAGAAAGAUCAAAGGGUUAUCGUCCCUGAUUUGGGAUCUUUAACAAGUGUCUACGAUAGAGCUCGCGAAUUGUUCUAUUAUUUAAAAGGUGGCCAAAUCGAUUACGGUGAAGACCACAGUAAGGCUUGUGGACACUCGCAGUUUGGACCAAUCUAUAAACGAGGUCACUAUCCUGAAUGGGACGAGGAUCACCCUGUUCACCUUGUUGGAUACUCAGUUGGAGCACAGGUUGUUCGUGUCUUGCAACAAAUGCUUGCUGAUAAGGCAUUCAAGGGAUAUGAAAACACUUCAGAGAACUGGAUAUUAAGUAUAACAUCUCUAUCAGGAGCAUUUAAUGGGACUACAAGAACCUACUUAGAUGGCAUGCGGCCAGAAGAUGGGAGAAAAUUGAAACGUAUUUGCCUGUUACAGCUUUGCCGAAUUGGGGUGAUAAUUUAUGAUUGGUUUGACAUUUCCUGGCUGAAGAACUAUUACAAUUUUGGGUUAGAUCACUUUAACAUGUCAUGGAAAAAGAUGGGCAUAAGGGGUCUUGUUAAUUGCCUCCUAGGGAAUGCAGGCCCAUUUGCUUCAGGGGAUUGGAUCCUCCCUGAUCUUACAAUUCAAGGGUCUAUAAGACUCAACCACCAUCUACAUACAUUUCCAAACACUUACUACUUCAGCUAUGCUACCAGGCGUACUUGGAAGAUCCUUGGUAUCACAUUUCAUUCAUUCAUGCUUCGAAUUCACCCCGUGCUUUUCUUAAGAGUUUUGCAAAUGAGCCAAUGGCGUCAUCCUCCAGAUGCUUCUCCCCCUUAUAAAGGCUACAGGGAUGAGGAUUGGCAGGACAACGAUGGAGCACUAAACACAAUAUCUAUGACACAUCCUCGCUUCCCAAUCGAACACCCUAGCCGCGUGGUCGCACAGGACUCGGACUGCGAACUCUUACAACCUGGCAUCUGGUACUGCAAGAUUAUAGAGGGUGAUCACAUACCAUUCUUUAUGAAUCCGGGGAAAGCAGGAGGGCCGUUUGACUUAAUACAUGACACUAUUUUCGAACGCUGCAGGAAGCAUGUAUCUACCAAGAAAGACAGUGCCUAA